This is a messenger RNA of Varroa destructor (honeybee mite), 1385 nucleotides long. Its product is annotated as transmembrane protein 179. NCBI's taxonomy places the organism in Eukaryota, Metazoa, Arthropoda, Arachnida, Mesostigmata, Varroidae. The record is from RefSeq and is a predicted model, not a curated record.
ACAGCUGAUAGGAAAACUUACUAUAUGUAAAUUUUCCUUCUUCUUAUAUGCAAUUUUUGAUUCGAGUGGUGUCUUUCGUUGCCUUUAAAUUUAAAGGUAACAUUUCGUUGUGAAGAAAUUUGACAGAUAAAAGUAAUUUAAAUGAAAAUCUCAGUGCGGUUGAUAUCAUAAUGUAGUUAAAUAUAUAUAACUCAUCAUUCAUGUGUUUUUGGAAUACUCGCCUGCGCCAUUGCCAAUAAAUGCUCAAAAAAGCAGGAAUCGUGUCAAUAGUCGUUCAGGAUGGCCCUAGGCAACAUUCCACUUCUAGCUCAAACGACAGUCUACUCGAUCAGUCUGCUGCUGUCAAUAACUGCAUUUGUGCCUAUGGCGUGGCAUGUACGCGACUUUAAUGGUCACUGUUUACUGUACACACAUGGAAGAUUUGACAACACGGACGGCCACCUUAUUCCAGUGUGGGGUUCAUCCUUUUAUUGUGGCCUAUCAUUGUUUAUUAAUGCAGUCGCCUUCAUCGUGUCCCUUAGUCAACUCAUAACAACCAGCGUAUUUCUUUACCAAGGCGUCGACAGCUCAUUCCUGAACGCUUUUGUAGAUGCUGUAGUGUCGUGUGCAAUAGCGGCUACCCUGUUCGUGUCUUCAGUCUUCGUCUCAGACGGUUUUCGGUCGUGGUGUUCAACCAUGAAACGAUUCCCCGGGUGUGAGGAAGGUUCGGUGAUGGAGUGGGAUCCUGCGGAUGGUAUUGUCAGUCUGGGGUUCUAUGUAAUGAUGGGCACAGCCCAGUUCGCACAUUGGGCUGGAUGGGUAGGAUGGGUGCUUCAGAGCGUACUCUGCAUCCGAAAACUGUGUAUUUACCACGAAAGAGAAAAUAUCAUCAUCUCCAUGGCACGCGAAAGGAAACUGCUCAACGCCUCUCAGAAAGCAUAUACAGAAAUUAUGCAGAAUGCACCUUACGAUUCUGAGACGCCAGCUAAAUAUUCGGACAGGGCACUUAUUCUCAAGUAAAGGAGCAGCAGCCAUAUUCCUUAACGAAUCAACGAGUUCGUCAACUGAAUUCUUCGCGCGGCUGGAUCUUCUUUUCAAAGCGAUUGCCAGUAAUUGCUACGCGUUAAUCUUUUCCUAUUCUGCCUCUGGUACUGUAAUUGCGUCAAAUAUUAAUUCAGGCUAAAACUAAGUACGUGAUAUUUUUUUUUCGAUAACAGAAUACGUCAUCCAAUUUGUUGUACAUGAUAUAGAAAAUGAAUUUCUUAGACACGUUAACAUUGCUUCAGACGCAGCCUGUAAUGUAACGCGUAGGCGUUUAAAUGAAAUUUUAUUCAUUUAUAUAUUUAUUGGUUGAUAGUGAGCAAAGUCAAUGUAUAAUGAAUAAAAUGUAUUUUAUCGCUUUAGUG